Molecule: messenger RNA, 1337 nt
Organism: Trichoderma asperellum CBS 433.97
Lineage: Eukaryota; Fungi; Ascomycota; Sordariomycetes; Hypocreales; Hypocreaceae
Source: RefSeq, a predicted model, not a curated record
CCUCCAACCCCUGGCUUCUUUUCAUCUUCUCGACGCUGCUUCUUUUCUUUCACUAUACCAAAUCCAUCAGCUGCUCUCUUCCUGUCUGAAACAUCUUUGUCGGUGGUUCCGCCUUUGUUUAUGCCACUGCCCCGGUUCUUCUAGAAGAACCGCACCAUUCUCCAUACUCGCACUUAUAUAUUGCCCGCGAGGGCUGCUCUCCAUCUUCUUCCUCCUGCUCAACUCUGCACCUGCACUUCGUGGCCCAAUUACCAAUUCUCCCCACAAGGUGCUCCGUACCAGUACGAUACCGUACUCCAUAUUAUUACUACUCAGUACUCCCAGCGCAAUACGAGUAGCAAACGACAGACGCUUGGGGCCUAGCUGAAACUCCGCACCCCCCCUGGUUGACUCGAGUUCCAUCAGUUCUUCCAAAGACGUUCUAUUUUCUCCCGAGCAUUCCGUGGUUCAAUUUCGCCAUCGCUACUUGCUGAGCCCUAAAGCUGCCAUCAAGCUUCCUAAUGGCACCUCCAAACGACUCAUUCCGCGAUAUCAAAAUGACCGUCGUUCCUCCUUCCGACCAUGACGGAUUCCGGGGGCGAACGCGUGACCGCAAUGUCCCCAGCUCCAAGAGCUUGCGCCCAGAUGAAUCAAGCACGCUGCGAGGGCGGUCUCGUCGGCGCUCUAUUUCACCCUUUAGCUUGACCUCUCGAACCUCCUCUCCCUCGGUCAAGUCCUCCGCAAACCGACUUAUUCUUCACAAUCGCCUGCGAGAGAAGCGCCGCGAGCACUGCCCUUCCAGGAUCGCUUCGCCUGCCAGUCAAGAUGUCUUCCAGUCACAACAGCGCAUGAGAAGCCGAAGCCGAAGCCGCGGGCCUCGCGUGGAGCAAGAACUCCAUAGACCUGUCGACCAUCUGUCCAGUCUUCGAAACGAGGUGUUCUUGUCUGACGAGGAGACUGAUCACAACAAAGCUUGUUGACAUGGGAAGAAACUGCUGCUGCCACUAAACUGGGAUGUGGCAAGCGAUUGUAAUGCCGCUGCAUGGAAUCUGAAAAGCAACGAUAUCUGUACGAUGACCACCACGACGGGGAUACGAAAAGAUGCUUUUUUCUUUAAUACUGGUGUUUAUGACGGCAACGCAUUGGGAAUACUAUUCAAGAAUGGCCUUUCUGGAUAUCGGAGACUGGCACGUCCCGAAUACUGUUUUAUUAUUAUUAUCUAUUUUUAUUUUUGGCGCUGGCGAAGCUUACUGUGUGUCUUUUCUGAGCGAUCCAUUGCUGGCAGCGAGAGGCGGAGAGUCGCCUCGUGCAAAAUUUCUGUAAUACAUAGUCUGCAAUUCAAAAAUUUACCUUUUAUU